AUGGCUUCAUCCAUGGAUGCGCUGGGUGCCUUCUCCCACCUCGAAACAAACCUCCCAACUUGGAUCGCUCGAGUUUCACAACUGGCCGACCACGCCGCUGCCAGACACGCAGAAUACUCAGAGGCCUAUCGCCGCCACACAUUCUACAAGCCUAAAUCUCGCCGCCGAAAGAAUAGCUCCGUUGUCUCCAUCCACACCGACAACUUCGUCCCGCUCGCCCAAAGAGAUGAACCCAAAGCCGAAGAAGCCGUAGAGCAGACAGAAAAGCCUGCAGAGACAGUGACGGAAACAGAGACAAGACCUCAGACUCGAGACACUCCCACCCCAAACCAACAGGCCGGUCGCAAACGCGGCACCGACGAAGCCCCCUCCAUCGACUCCGGAGACCGAUACACCUUCGUCAGCACGCGCCACAACGUGAUUAUCGAAUACGACGGCCAUACCCAAAAAGCACUCGAUGAGAUCGUCAAGGACAUCGGUAUUGCUAGGAACAACAUCCGACGCGGGAAAAUGGGAAUAAUGUCGCGAGGGGGCCUACGCGCGGGCCUCCUCAACCGCUCCGCAGCACUCACAGGCAAUGCGGUCGGGGGUGAGCCAUCGGCACUGGCCUCGCUAGCCUGUGUCCGCAGCACCCGCACCGGCGCCGGCCUAGUCGGCGUGACAGGAUCGACCUCCGGAAUCCGCAAAGAGUCGCCAUUCGAUUAUACCGACAAACAACUGGAAGUAGCGCACGGGCUCUGCGAAACAGCCGCGUACCAGGUCCUGCGAUCAGGUGAUUGCGGAACCGAACUCGACGGCGUGGAGGAGAAGUUCAAGAUGCUUUUGGAAAUGGUCGGGAAGGAAGUUGAGCGACUGAAGGAAGAGAAACAGAAACAGGAGGAAGAACAGGCCAAAUCGCCACCUGGUGACUCGACUGAAGAAGCCGACUCGAAACCACCCCCCAACCCGGCCGCCGCCCGUCUUGCGAGAAUCGCUGCUAUCACGGCCUCCGCGAAAAAGCCCACCUCGGAAUCUCCCGGUAUGAUCGAAGUCGACGAUACUUCUUCCAUAUCGGCCGAGUCCAUUGACCUGUCUGCAUUCCGAUCAUCGCGUAUACGGGUGUAA
Messenger RNA from Penicillium manginii, 1104 nucleotides. RefSeq lists its product as uncharacterized. The transcript has a single exon. The record is from RefSeq and is a predicted model, not a curated record. The coding region runs from base 1 to 1104 and encodes 367 amino acids. Lineage: Eukaryota; Fungi; Ascomycota; Eurotiomycetes; Eurotiales; Aspergillaceae.